This is a messenger RNA of Cutaneotrichosporon cavernicola, 933 nucleotides long. RefSeq lists its product as uncharacterized. Bases 1 to 933 code for a protein of 310 amino acids. Lineage: Eukaryota; Fungi; Basidiomycota; Tremellomycetes; Trichosporonales; Trichosporonaceae. Gene Ontology annotation, cellular component: cytosol. Gene Ontology annotation, molecular function: aldose reductase (NADPH) activity. The transcript has 5 exons. The record is from RefSeq and is a predicted model, not a curated record.
AUGGUCACGACCCAAGCCGCUCCGCCGUCACACAUCACCCUGCCGUCGGGGGACCAGAUGCCCUCCAUGGGUCUCGGAUGCUGGCAGUCCCCGCCCGAGCAGCUCUCGCGCGCCGUCACUCACGCUCUCGUCUCGGGGUACCGACACAUCGAUGGGGCCACAAUCUACGGUAACGAGGAAGCGCUAGGCGAGGGCGUGGCGAAAUCGGCCGUCCCUCGUUCCGAGAUCUGGAUCACGACCAAGCUGUGGAACACCGAUCACCGGCCCGAGGACGUGCGUCCCGCGCUUGAGAAAUCCCUCGCUGCCCUCGGGACGGACUACGUCGACUUGUGGCUCAUGCACUAUCCCUGCGCCAUGGAGCCCGGGGACGACAUCAAGGUCAUCGACGUCGACUACGUCGACACCUGGAAGGCGAUGGAGGAGUGUGUACGCGCCGGCCUCGCGCGGAAUAUCGGAGUUUCUAACUUCUCCAAGAGCGAGCUAGAACGUCUCCUAGCCUCAGCAACCAUCAAGCCAGCACUUCACCAGCUCGAGAGACACCCGUACCUCCCCCAGAACGCCUUCAUGGCCUUCCACAAGAAGAUCGGGAUGCAUGUUACGGCCUACUCGCCACUAGGGAACACGAACCCCUCUUACGGGGAGCAGAAUACUCUUCCGCCCAUCCAGGAGAAUGAGACUGUCAAGCGUCUCGCCAACAAGUAUGGUAUCGCGCCCGCCAACGUCCUCAUCAGUCUCCAGCUCUCAGAGUGGCACUCAGUCCUUCCCAAGUCUGUCACGCCUGAACGGAUCGAGCAGAAUCUCAAUGUCGUCCAGCUCACACUGGAAGACAUUCAAGCCAUCUACGACAGUACAAAGGGCUUGCGGCACAGGUACUGCGACUGGUCCGAGGUCAUUGGGUACAAAUACUAUGCGGACCUGGAUGAUUCUGAUUAG